AUGGCGCCAGCCUUUGCCCAUCCCUCAGAGCGCGGGGGAAUGGAGCCCGAGUGGACAGUGGGCGGCCGGCGCGUCCCCCGGCCGGCUGUUCUCAGACACCUGCUGGAGCCGCUGCUGGAGGGCAGCGUCUUCGCAAAGCCGCGUCCACCCUGGACCAGGGCCCAGUGCAGCCCCGCUCCUCUGCACACGGCCGAGUGGCCACCCCUCCCCGGAGAUGCCCCGACCUGGGUGGCAGCCGACGGGCCCCAAAGCCUCCCAGACCCCCGACACUCGGCCUGCCGCUAUCAGCCGAGACAAAACUGCCCCGCCCGCCGGCCAUUGUCCUGCCUUCCAGCCGUGUUUGCUCUGGACCCGGCUGACCCCGCUGACCAGGCAGGCCGGGCGAGCUUGGUCCGGGGCCGGCAGGCCCUGUCCGCCUCCAGCGGCCAGGCGGCCUCCGCCGGCUGGUUCUCACGCAGCCAGGGCGCCGGCGGCGGGCACGGCGCGGGCCAGGGCUUCCAGGUGGUCACCUUCAAGUGGCACCACGUCCAGGACCCGUACAUCAUCGCGCUCUGGAUCCUCGUGGCCAGCCUGGCCAAGAUCGGGGUGGUGCUGCAGACCUGGGUCCUGAACCGGUACCGGAUGGUGCAGCUGGAGAUCAUCGACCAGGUGGUCAUGUCCUACGGCGGCCUGCGUGGGGCCGUGGCCUUCGCGCUGGUGGUGCUCCUGGACGAGAGGAAGGUCAAGGAGAAGAACCUGUUUGUCAGCACCACCAUCGUCGUCAUCUACUUCACCGUCAUCUUCCAGGGCCUGACCAUCAAGCCCCUGGUGCAGUGGCUGAAGGUGAAGCGGAGCGAACACCGCGAGCCCAAGCUCAACGAGAAGCUGCACGGCCGGUACAAGCACCUGUACAGCCGCCACGAGCUGACCACCAACGACGACGAGAAGCAGGACAAGGAGAUCUUCCACCGCACGAUGCGCAAGCGCCUGGAGUCCUUCAAGUCCGCCAAGCUGGGGCUGCACCAGAGCAAGAAGGCGGCCAAGCUGUACAAGAGGGAGCGCGCCCAGAAGCGGAGGAACAGCAGCAUCCCCAACGGGAAGCUGCCGCCCGAGAGCCCGGUGCACAACCUCACCAUCGCAGAGAAAGAUCUGGAGAUUUCGGAGCCAGAGGACACCCCUGAUGACACCGCUGAGGAGACGAGAGGGGGCAUCGAGUUCCUGGCCAGCGUCACGCAGGACACCACGGCCGACUCCCCCUCAGGGAUUGACAACCCCGUGUUCUCCCCCGACGAGGACCUGGGCAUCCUCGCCAGGGUCCCCCCCUGGCUGUCUCCCGGGGAGACGGUGGUGCCCUCCCAGAGGGCCCGCGUGCAGCUGCCCUGCUCGCCCGGCACUCUGCACCGCCUGGCGCCCUUCCGCCUCAGCGGCAAGUCGGGGGACGCGUGCCUGCAGGAGCCGGACGCCGCACACCCCGAGUCCACGCACAUGUAACCGCCUCACGCUCUCUCCUGUCCUCUCCCCAGGCGCCAGGCUCUCCGGACCUGACGGCUGCUCUCCUCCUUUCCAGCUCCCCUGGAACCCCGGGUCGCCGUGGGGGGCCUUGCUUCUGCUGGGCAGGACUGGGCAGGGGCUUAGGGCCAGGGUGCGGGGGGCCUGCGUCCCAGCGGGCAGCUCCUCUGCCGUCCGCCACAGGCUGACUCAGGGAGGCCCGACUGGCUGGCCCUGCGGCCGGCGGGGGCCUCAUCUCUGCGGGUAAGGCAGCCCGGGACAGUCAGGGGUGCCUGGGACCCCACGAGGGGCCCAAGCGGAGGACCCCAGGCCGGGGUGCUCGGACUAUAGCUGCUCAGGAGCAGGGGGCAGGGGGUGCGGCGCUGGAGGGUCCUCCCAGGGCCCUGGAAGGUGCCGCACUUCACCUUCUGCCGCCCAGGCGCAGCCCCUGGCAGGGGCUCUGGGUCUGGCCCAGUGGGUGGUGGGGAGGACUGAGGAACUGCUGCCCGCGCUCUGCCAGUUUCCCACAGCUGCCGUGGACCCAGGCCAGGGGCGCCCCUUCGCGGCGCCCCAGUUCUCACUGGUGGGGGGCUGGGUGGCAGCUGGAGAGGAGCGCGGCGCCGAGACAGAGACCGCGGGCAGCGCGCGUUCCCGGCCCACGUCGGGGAACGCCGCCAGGGGCCCCACCCUGGGCACUUGGGCGCCUGCCGCCCCCACCCGUGUGUCCUUGAGCCCCACUGUCGCCAGAGCUGUGCCCGCCUGCAGGCAGGGGCCAGUGCCCAGAGGGCUGCGGGCGGGCAGAGCGCGGCCUGCG
Molecule: messenger RNA, 2281 nt
Organism: Condylura cristata (star-nosed mole)
Lineage: Eukaryota; Metazoa; Chordata; Mammalia; Eulipotyphla; Talpidae
Gene: SLC9A3
Product: solute carrier family 9, subfamily A (NHE3, cation proton antiporter 3), member 3
Exons: 8
Coding region: 1-1470 (489 amino acids)
Biological process (GO): proton transmembrane transport
Cellular component (GO): apical plasma membrane; brush border membrane
Molecular function (GO): sodium:proton antiporter activity
Source: RefSeq, a predicted model, not a curated record